AUGUCCACGCCGGACCUUGACCUCGAUCAGCUCUCGCCUAGUGAGAGGACUGCUCUUGAAACAUAUACAUCUGUGACAGGUCAGGAAAUAGCAGAAGCUAUUCCUUUGUUGCGCCGGUCACAAUGGAAUGUUCAGAUUGCUAUCGCCAAGUUCUUCGAUGGCGAAGGCCCAGAUAUAGUUGAAGAAGCCCGUGCAGCACUUUCGCAAUCCCCACCUCCUCAACCGAAUCGGCAAACGCGAAACUUGCUGACUGAGGACAUCGCUGAGCAACUGUCACUAGCUCCCAGGACCGCAGAUCCCGCUCCCCGAGUUGAUACUCAAUCCGAGGAUCAGCCCACCUAUCGCCCGCCCUUUAUAAUUGCUCUAUUAUUCACACCCUUUAACCUGGUCUAUCGACUCCUAUACAGUUCAUUUCGUCUCUUCGGGGCAUUGUUUCCUUUCCUGCCCCGACUGUUCAAUGCCACAGCAAACCCGGCCCUCCAGGGGGCGCGGCGAAAUACUACUGGCCGCCGUCCCCUUGGACCGAAAGACACUGCAGCCCGGUUCAUUCGCGAGUUUGAAGAGGAGUAUGGAUCGCAGCCGAUCCCAUUCUUGGAGAAUGGAUACAAUAUGGCUUUGGAGAAGGCUCACCGCGAUCUGAAGUUUUUGAUGGUGAUUCUAGUGGCGCCUGAGCAUGAUGAUACAAAUUGUUGGGUGCGAGAUACCUUACUGGCACCGGAACUCGUAGAAUUCAUCAACGACCCGUCCAACAACCUUUUGGUAUGGGGUGGGAAUGUUCGGGAUUCCGAGGCUUACCAAGUAGCCAACUCACUACGGGUCACCAAGUUCCCCUUUACGGCAGUGAUUGUGCACACUCCGAACGUGUCCUCGACCGCGAUGUCGGUGGUGGGUCGCAUUGCAGGCAUCACCGCACCCGCCGAGUUUGCGAACCGACUUCGAGCCGCCAUUUCUUCGAACAAAGAGCCCCUGGAGCGUAUCAGGUCGACUCGCGCAGAGCAACAGGCAUCUCGCAGUCUACGGGAACAGCAGGAUUCGGCUUACGAACGGUCUCUGGCGAUUGACCGGGAACGGACUCGCCAACGCCGGGAAGCAGAGGCGGCUCAACAGCGGGAGGAACAAGAGGCGGCGGAUCGCCAGGCUGCAGAGGAGAAGAGACAGCGUGAUCUGAUCCAGUGGAAGCAAUGGCGGGUCCAGUCCAUCCACCCGGAGCCGAGCACGGACGUCAAGGAUGCGGUGCGCAUUAGCGUCCGCCUGCCUUCUGGAGAGCGGAUCAUGCGUCGAUUUGCACCCGACGCAGAAAUGGAGGAGCUCUACGCAGUAGUGGAGUGUUAUGAAGAAUUACAAACAGGAGAGACAUCCGCCGUAUCUGAACCCCCAGGGUUCGAACAUGAGUAUGGGUUCCGCUUAGUUUCACCUAUGCCUCGGGCGGUGUAUGCAGUGGAAGACGGCGGCACGAUCCGUGAUAAGAUCGGCCGGGGUGGAAACCUGCUGGUGGAGCCCAUUGUGGAGGAUGAAGAUGAAGAGGGGACUUCAUGA
Molecule: messenger RNA, 1536 nt
Organism: Penicillium odoratum
Lineage: Eukaryota; Fungi; Ascomycota; Eurotiomycetes; Eurotiales; Aspergillaceae
Product: clathrin-mediated endocytosis regulator UBX3
Exons: 2
Coding region: 1-1536 (511 amino acids)
Cellular component (GO): endoplasmic reticulum
Molecular function (GO): ubiquitin binding
Source: RefSeq, a predicted model, not a curated record